UUUCACUGUAUUCUCUCCACCAAAACCCUUCUCUUCCUUAUAUAGCAUAUCCUCUCCGCAUCGUUUCCGCACAUCUUCUUGAAGACGAAAGAGAGACUUUUUAUUUCCCAUUUCGAGAUGUGCGGUGGAGCGAUCAUAUCCGAUUUCAUUCCGACGCCUAGCUUACGGUCACGGAGAGUGACCGCCCACAAUCUAUGGCCGGAUCUGAGGAAGAAUACCAAAGGCGGCCGGAAGAUUCGAGCGGCAGAGUUCGUUGACGAUUUUGAGGCCGACUUCGAGGAGUUUGAGGGCGAGCCUGAGGAGGACGAAGUGGAGAAGUUAAUCGAGGUCAGGCCCGGGGCUUUUCGCACGAAGGCGGCGACUUUUUCCCGUGGAGCUGCUGAUAAGCCAGCCACAAGGAAGAGAAAGAAUCAAUUCAGAGGAAUUCGUCAGCGCCCAUGGGGUAAGUGGGCAGCUGAGAUUAGAGAUCCUCGCAAGGGAGAGCGGGUUUGGCUGGGAACAUUUGACACUCCAGAGGAAGCUGCCAGAGCUUAUGAUGCUGCAGCUCGUAAGAUUCGGGGUAAGAAAGCCAAGGUAAACUUCCCUGAAGUAGUCCUUGAACCUGCUCAAAAUCAACUGAACAAGCUAAGUUCAACAAAAGCAGUUAAACCAAACACUUCUGAUGAAUUCAACUUCAAUGACUCAUUUGGCUACUGGAACAAUGAGAAUUACAAUAUAUAUUCUAGUUUAGGACUGGGAGAGGAGCCCCUUAAGCUUGAGUCAGCCAUCCUAAAUUUCCACUCUGAGCAGGAAAGCAACUCCCUGAAUUGCUCAGAAUUUGGCUGGGAACAUGAAACUAAUUACCCUGAGAUCACAUCAGUUCCUCCUACCAUUGCUGAAGAUAUUAAAUCUGAAUUCAUGGAAGAAACUGCACCACUAAAGAAACUGAAAAACAAUUCUUGCGAGGCAGUUUCAACUGAUCAAGCUGCAGCCAUGAAGCUCUCUGAAGAGCUGUUAGCCUUUGAGCCAGACAUGAAGUUCAUGCCUUUCGCUGAAGGGAACUCAGAUUUAUCAUUUGAUUCUCUUCUUGGUUCUGAGAUGACUCAAGAUGGGAUAAAUUUCAUGGAGCUUUGGAGCUUUGAAGACAUGCCAAUAUCAGGAGAUGUCUUCUGAAUCUAUCUGAACUGGUUAUAAUGGACAUCUUCUGUAAAUAAAGAGACAAGUGUAAGUAUCUCCAUUGGCAGUUUCAUUCUGGUUUCUAUUUUUGUUGACAUUUUUUUUAUUUAUGUUUCAGGAAUAUUUGUUUAGGUACUUAUGCAGAACCUCAAAUAUGAACUAUCUGUAAUGGAUUAAAUUGCACUGUGGUUUUUAGCUUUGAUGUUAUAUCCUUAGAACUAUAUAUUCUGAUGUUUAUAUGUGAUGAUAUGUUUUAUUUAAUGUGUUUCCUGCAACAUAACAGUGCUUCUCAUGGUUUGUGUGUCUUUAUUUUCCUGUAAAUGUAUUUUAGCCUAUGCUUAGUUUCUUUCUUAAUCCUUUCCACAGCAUUAUUGUAGCA
Molecule: messenger RNA, 1534 nt
Organism: Dendrobium catenatum
Lineage: Eukaryota; Viridiplantae; Streptophyta; Magnoliopsida; Asparagales; Orchidaceae
Product: ethylene-responsive transcription factor 1-like
Exons: 2
Coding region: 118-1152 (344 amino acids)
Biological process (GO): regulation of DNA-templated transcription; ethylene-activated signaling pathway
Molecular function (GO): DNA-binding transcription factor activity; DNA binding
Source: RefSeq, a predicted model, not a curated record